AUGGGAAUUGUUUUAAGAUACGUGAACAAACAUGAAUAUGUUAUUGAAAGAUUUCUUGCUAUUGUACAUGUGUCUGAUACUUCUACUAUUUCUUUGAAGAAGGCUAUUGAUGAAUUGUUUGCAAAACAUAAGUUUUCAUUAUCAAGAUUGAGAGGCCAAGGAUACGAUGGAGCUUUAAAUAUGCGAGGUGAGUAUAAUGGAUUGAAGGCUCUUAUAUUGAAGGAAAAUUCAUCUGCAAGGUAUGCCCAUUGUUUUGCUCACCAACUUCAACUAGUUGUUGUUGCAGUUGCUAAAAGCAAUCAAAUUGUUCUUGAUAUGAUGGUUCAAGAGAUGAGUAAUCGGUUUUCAGAAUCAAGUACGGAGGUACUUACUUGCAUUGCUUGCUUAGAUCCAAAGGACUCUUUUUCUCAAUUUGAUAUUGGUAAGCUACUUCACCUUGUUGAACUUUAUCCGGAGGCCUUUUCAUUGACUGAUCGUGUAAUACUUGAGGACCAACUUGAGACUUACAUUCAAAAUGUACGAGGUGAAUUUUCUAUGAUUGAAGAUUUGGGAAGUCUUGCUAAAAAGAUGGUUGAAACGGGCAAGAAUACAAUUUUUCCAUUGGUAUAUCGUUUGAUCGAGUUAGUAUUAGUUUUACCAGUUAUAACUGCUUCUGUUGAAAGAGUUUUUUCUGCGAUGAAAAUUCCCAAGACUGAUUUGCGUAAUAGGAUGGGAAAUGAGUGGAUGAAUGACAGUUUGGUAGUAUACAUCGAGAAGAAUAUUUUUGCUACAAUUGAAAAUGAACAAAUUUUACAACAUUUUCAACAGAUGAACACUCGUAGGAUCCAGUUACCUCUUCUUGUUUGUAUGUCUAGAUCUAAUGCUGGUGGUUCAAGUAUUAAAAAAUAA
Molecule: messenger RNA, 888 nt
Organism: Zingiber officinale
Lineage: Eukaryota; Viridiplantae; Streptophyta; Magnoliopsida; Zingiberales; Zingiberaceae
Exons: 2
Coding region: 1-888 (295 amino acids)
Molecular function (GO): protein dimerization activity
Source: RefSeq, a predicted model, not a curated record